UCUAGUUCUAGUGACGUUUGCGAGUUUGCUGAAAGUAAAGUGAGGGUAAAGUGGUUAUUUUCAGAAAUUAAUGAUCGUGUAUAAUAAGAAUAAUAAACUGUAUGAAUAAUAAUUAAAUAGACGUCAAAAUGGUCGAUAAAUUAUUCAGCAUGUGGAAAGUUCGGGAAUUGGCUGAUAAAGUGACCAAUGUGGUAAUGAAUUACACCGAAUUUGAAGGUAAAGUAAGAGAAGCAACAAAUGAUGAAGCAUGGGGUCCUACAGGGGCUCUUAUGCAAGAACUAGCACAUGUAACAUUUUCAUAUGAACAUUUUCCUGAAGUUAUGUCAAUGCUUUGGAAGAGAAUGUUACAAGAUAAUAAGCAACAUUGGAGGCGGACCUACAAGAGUUUGCUUUUAUUGAAUUAUCUAGUUCGAAAUGGUUCUGAGAGAGUGGUCACCUCAUCUCGAGAACAUAUAUAUGACUUAAGAUCUCUUGAAAAUUACUCAUUUAUUGAUGAAAUGGGGAAGGAUCAAGGAAUAAAUAUAAGACAUAAGGUAAAAGAACUUAUAGAGUUUAUUCAAGAUGAUGAUAAGUUACGGGAAGAGAGAAAAAAAGCCAAAAAAAAUAAAGACAAAUAUAUAGGUAUGAGUUCAGAUGCUACAGGAAUGAGAUUUGGAGGCGGUAUGGGCUGUGAUAUUGGAUAUAAUGAUCAUCAAUGGGAUGCUAAUCAAACAACACAUGAAAAAUCAGGUUCAUUUGAGGAUGACUAUCCAUAUGAUGGUGAACGAGAAGAUUCAGAUAUUGAAUCUUCGUCUAAUAGUCCACCUGCAAGAAAAUAUAGAGAUGCCGAGUUACCUGCACCAGUUGAAAAAAAGUCUAAAACCCCUAUCAGUGUUAAUCUUAAAUCACCAGUAAAACUUUCAACACAAAUGAGUAAACCAGUUGCCAAAAAAAUUGAUUUAGGUGCUGCAGCAAAUUAUGGCAAAGAUGUCAACAUAAACUCACCGACUCACAAAAAUACACAUUCUGAAGAAAGUGUUGUUAGCCCUAAUAAUAAUACAUCUACUGAUUUAAUAGAUGAUUUAUUUAAGACUUGUCCAGUGAAUAGUACAACUGAUAAUGAUGAUUUUGAUCCAAGAGCAUCUGAGAAGCAAAGCAAUGGUGAUUUUGGGGAUUUCUCACAAGCAUUUGCUCAACCAGCAAAGCCUGCAACAGCUAGUGUAGAUUUAUUAAAUGAUUUAGCAGCACCAAAAGAUGAAUUUGCUGAUUUUUCAUCAGCAUUUGUUGCUAGUCCAAGUCAGCAAAAGCAAACAAAUUUAUUGGAUAAUAACUUGUUGUUACAACCUGUUUCCGAUUUCGCACCAAAACCUAUUGGAGCCCCAGAUUUAUUAUCAUCAGAUUUUAGUGGGUUGAGCAUGAGUGAUUCCGCAGGAUUCAGUAUGUCAGGUACAGUUCUACAACCUGUGAAUACGUUGAAUAAUUCUUCAAACAUGAAACAUGAAGAAGAGAAGAAAAAACAAGCAGAAGCAAAUUUGGGCGCAACGUGGACUAAUACUGGAAGUUUGAAUAUUGAUUUAGACAACUUGCUUUUAUCAAAUAAAAGUAGUAAAUCCGGAAAUGCGCCUAGUAUGAACCAGCUUAAAAGCAAUCCAACAAGUCCAAUAAAUCAGCCAUUAAAUAGGCCUGUAGUAAAUAAUAUGAUGCCUGCAGCAGCAGCGCAUUUGCAAUUUGGAGGAAUGAUGUCUCCCAAUCUCAAUAUGAAUGUAAAUAAAAUGACUCAACAAAGCGGCUUCAUGAAUAAUUCAAAUAAUUUAAUACAAAUGAUGCCUCAGCAACAAGGUAUUAUGCCCAAUCAACAAAAUAGAGCUUUUUAUCCAAAUGUUUUUCAAUGAUGUUCAUGAACAGAUUGUAUACAAAUAAAUUGUAUAAGUGUGCAAAGGUUGGAGAUUUAUUGAAUGUAAGGUUGAAAUUUUAUAUGUACAUGAAAAAUAUCAAAUAAUUCUUUGAUAGAAAGCAUGAAUAAAUAUUUCAAGUUCAUGUUGCAUGCGCAAGAACUAGACUGCCUAAUUUCAAUCAUGAGUUCUUAUCUUGGAAAACUUAUUGCAACUGUAAGAAUGUUUGAAACUAGAUAAAUAAAUUCAUAGUAAAUAUGCAAAAUGAAUGGAUUUUGUACAAAUUUUAAAAUGUCAUGAUCGUUUUGCUGUAUUAAUUUUAUACAAAAUUAUUCAUUUUAAAUUAUUCAACUUUGAAAAAUAUUCAAAGUUUUGUUUUAUCAUAAUUUUAAUAUUUCUCCAAACUAGUGUAUUGCACCAAAUUAAUAAUCACUUCAAUCAUGGAUUAAAUUCAAGGUGCAGGGAACCAAUAAUAUAUAAUCGAUAAGUUAUAAAUCUGCAUUAAAUGCAAUAUGUAUGCAAAUAUAAUUAUAUAAUAAUUAAAAUAUAUAUA
Ctenocephalides felis (cat flea) is the source of this 2424-nucleotide messenger RNA. It is a transcript of the gene lqfR, whose product is annotated as clathrin interactor 1. The record is from RefSeq and is a predicted model, not a curated record. Gene Ontology annotation, cellular component: clathrin vesicle coat; endosome; plasma membrane. Bases 129 to 1871 code for a protein of 580 amino acids. Gene Ontology annotation, molecular function: clathrin binding; phospholipid binding. The transcript is spliced from 7 exons. NCBI's taxonomy places the organism in Eukaryota, Metazoa, Arthropoda, Insecta, Siphonaptera, Pulicidae. Gene Ontology annotation, biological process: endocytosis.